Molecule: messenger RNA, 1557 nt
Organism: Alnus glutinosa
Lineage: Eukaryota; Viridiplantae; Streptophyta; Magnoliopsida; Fagales; Betulaceae
Product: protein WVD2-like 2
Exons: 7
Coding region: 182-1321 (379 amino acids)
Biological process (GO): microtubule cytoskeleton organization
Molecular function (GO): microtubule binding
Source: RefSeq, a predicted model, not a curated record
GAAAACGCCUGUUUUGAGCAGUCUCAGCUAUAGUCAAGGAAAAUCAACUAUUCUUUGUCUUUGUUUAUUUCUCUCUGAGAGAGAGAGAGAGAGAGAGAGGGUGUUGAAGAAGAAGAUCUUGUCAGAUCGGACCACAAACUGUAAGCAAAUCUUUCUCAAGUUUCUUGGUAGUUUGGGUGUAAUGGGGAGAGAACUUACAGAUCUGCACAUGGAAAAGAAGCCAAGUGGUGUUGUACUUGUUUCGAAUGGAGUUUCUUCUGAUAAAGUUCGUGUUGCUCCUGAAAUUUCAGAAGACAGCAUCGAAGCAAAGGACUAUGAUGUGAAGGUAUGUACUGAGGAAAACUCAGUUGUUGAGCAAUGUCUUGAGAAACAAGAAGUUUUAGGUGUUAAAAGCACAAAUCUUGGUGCUGGUUUGCUUGAGGGGAAAGCUGAGAAGCCUGGGGCUCAUAGGUCAAGUGACAAUAAGAAGUCAAGUCCGCUUGCAUCAAAAUCUGCUGCUGUUGGGAAUGUGCGCACCUACACUGUUCCACAGCCGUUUUCUCUGGCAACUGAAAAGCGUGGUCCAUGCACACAUCCUGUUGGGGCUGAAAGCGCUGCUAAUGGUGUGAGCUAUUCACCCAAAGCUAACAAUAUGCACUCCCCUCAAGCAACAAAGAACUCACAGCCAAACUCACCUCUGUCGCUGAGGAAGCCCUUGCAACCUGAUAUUGGGAAGCAUCAUGAUGAAGAAGAUAGUUGUUCUGUCGCUUCCUCUGGUGCAUCUGUGCGAACAGUUAAAUCUAAGGUAACUAUUGGAACAGCUCCAACAUUUAGAAGCGUUAAACGUGCAGAAAGAAGGAAGGAGUUUUACUCAAAGUUAGAGGAGAAAAACCAAGCUCUGGAGGCAGAGAAAAGUGCUUGUGAGGCAAGGACCAGGGAAGAGCAAGAAGCAGCCAUCAAGCAACUUAGAAAGAACCUGGUGAUCAAGGCCAAACCAGUACCCAGUUUCUACUAUGAGGGCCCUCCACCAAAGGUUGAACUCAAGAAGUUGCCAUUGACUCGGCCAAAGUCACCAAAACUAAGCCGGAGAAGGAGUUAUGGUGAUGCAACCAACUCAUCUCAGGAGGCACUUUGCAGUCGGGUGCACCGCCACAGCCUUGGUAGUUUCAAAGAGGAGCCUGCUACCAUGAGCACUCCGAAAAGAAAGGGCCAGAUCAGUGAAUCUAACAUUAAUGGCACUUGCAAAGUCAGAGACCAACCAAAGCUGGAAAAGGAGGAGACAAGGGAAACAGCUCUUCCUAAGAUCAACGAGCAGACUAAUGGAGACAUUGCUGUUCAUUAACAAACUCGAGUCUUUCCUUUUUGUCUAACUUUUUUAAGUGCUGAGAGAUUCUUCAUUUUCCUUUGGUGGUUGUUCUGAAAAGGAACUGCCUGUUUUCUUUUCUUCAGGAAUGACUUGUUUAAGUGGCUUGCUGUUAAUGUGAAAUUGUAUAUGUUUUGUAAGCUAUAUUGGUACAUAUCUUGUGAUAUAAAAAGAGUCAUCAUCCAUUAUUAUGUUGACCAAAUGGGUUGUUUCAA